UUCCUGCCGUGCGGUCCUCUCCCCUCCCCAGCCCGCUCCCUCCGCCCCGUUCCCUCCGCCCUCCCUGGGCUUCGGCGGCGGCGGAGUGAACGGGACGGGCCCGGCCGCAGAGCUCUGGGCGGCGGGUGGGACUCGGGCGUCUGACAGAGUUGUUGUUCCGGCACGGCCGCGGAGACGUGAGUUGUGCCAGGUGGAUGUGGGCAGAGAGGUUUGCAGGACUGAAAUGGAAGUCAGAGCUUCGUUCCAGAAGGUUAGUGGGUCAUCUGAUUCUGUGGCCACGCUGAACAGUGAAGAAUUUGUUUUGGUUUCGCAGCACACAGACGACACUUCUAUAAAGGAUGAUGGGAAGCCACAGCUGAAGAUAGCUUCCAAUGGUGAUGAGCAGUUGGAAAAAGCCAUGGAAGAGAUUUUGAGAGAUUCUGAGAAAGGACAAAGCAGUCUACCUGCUGAUUGCCAAGGAUCCAGUGAGAUUUCAGACUGUUCCUUUGGAGAUGUGCCAGCCAGCCAAACAAAUAAGCCACCUCUCCAGUUAAUUUUGGAUCCAUCUAAUACAGAAAUUUCCACACCCAGACCAUCUUCUCCAAGCAGAUUUCCUGAAGAAGAUAGUGUUCUCUUUAACAAGUUGACAUACUUAGGAUGUAUGAAGGUUUCUUCCCCACGCAGUGAAGUGGAGGCUUUACGGGCCAUGGCCACCAUGAGAGCCUCCAGUCAGUAUCCCUUUGCUGUUACUCUGUAUGUGCCCAACGUUCCAGAAGGAUCUGUGAGAAUCAUAGACCAGUCAAGCAAUGUGGAGAUAGCAUCUUUUCCAAUUUAUAAAGUACUGUUCUGUGCACGUGGGCAUGAUGGGACAACUGAGAGCAAUUGCUUUGCAUUUACAGAGAGUUCUCAUGGUUCAGAAGAAUUUCAGAUACAUGUUUUCUCCUGUGAAAUUAAAGAGGCAGUAAGCAGAAUUUUAUAUAGUUUCUGCACUGCAUUCAAACGUUCUUCCAGACAAGUGUCUGAUGUUAAAGACUCAGUCAUCCCGACUCCCGACAGUGAUGUGUUUACCUUCAGUGUCUCCUUGGAGGUCAAAGAAGAUGAUGGAAAAGGAAACUUUAGUCCUGUACCUAAGGAUAGAGAUAAAUUUUAUUUCAAAAUAAAGCAAGGAAUAGAGAAGAAGGUUGUGAUUACAGUUCAGCAGCUGUCUAACAAAGAAUUAGCUAUUGAGAGAUGUUUUGGAAUGUUAUUAAGCCCAGGUCGAAACGUGAAGAACAGUGACAUGCAUUUACUGGAUAUGGAGUCCAUGGGAAAGAGCUAUGAUGGGAGAGCUUAUGUCAUCACAGGCAUGUGGAACCCCAACGCACCAAUAUUUCUGGCUCUUAAUGAAGAAACUCCGAAAGAUAAACGGGUGUAUAUGACUGUUGCAGUGGACAUGGUGGUCACAGAGGUAGUGGAGCCUGUCCGCUUUCUCCUGGAGACAGUAGUUCGUGUAUAUCCUGCAAAUGAGAGAUUUUGGUAUUUUAGCAGAAAGACUUUCACAGAGACUUUCUUCAUGAGGUUGAAACAGUCCGAGGGAAAAGGUCACAGCAGUGCUGGAGAUGCAAUAUAUGAAGUGGUGAGUCUGCAGAGAGAAUCUGACAAGGAGGAGCCCGUCACCCCUACUAGUGCAGGGGGCCCAAUGUCACCACAGGAGGAUGAAGCAGAAGAGGAGAGUGAUAAUGAACUCUCAAGUGGAACAGGUGAUGUGUCAAAAGACUGUCCUGAGAAGAUUCUCUAUUCUUGGGGAGAAUUGUUAGGAAGAUGGCACAAUAACCUUGGUGGCCGACCAAAAGGACUAUUCACCUUGGUAAAGAGUGGUGUUCCUGAGGCACUAAGGGCAGAAGUAUGGCAGCUAUUAGCAGGAUGCCAUGACAACCAGGCAAUGCUAGAUAAAUAUCGAAUCCUUAUCACAAAGGACUCGGCACAGGAGAGUGUUAUUACUCGAGAUAUUCAUCGUACAUUUCCUGCACACGAUUACUUCAAAGACACUGGAGGAGAUGGUCAAGAAUCCCUUUACAAAAUCUGCAAGGCCUACUCUGUGUUUGAUGAAGACAUUGGGUAUUGUCAAGGACAGUCUUUUCUUGCUGCUGUAUUACUGUUGCAUAUGCCGGAGGAGCAAGCAUUCUGUGUUUUGGUGAAUAUUAUGUAUGGUUAUAAAUUGAGAGACUUAUACAGAAACAAUUUUGAAGAUCUUCAUUGCAAAUUCUAUCAACUUGAGAAACUAAUGCAGGAACAGCUGCCAGACCUGUACAGCCACUUCUGUGAUCUGAACCUGGAAGCUCAUAUGUAUGCAUCCCAGUGGUUCCUCACUCUCUUUACUGCCAAGUUUCCACUCUGCAUGGUGUUCCACAUCAUUGACCUUCUGCUGUGUGAGGGUUUGAAUAUAAUCUUUCAUGUAGCUUUGGCUCUUCUAAAGACCUCAAAGGAAGACCUCCUUCAGGCUGAUUUUGAAGGUGCUUUGAAGUUUUUCAGAGUUCAGCUUCCAAAGAGAUACCGGGCAGAGGAGAAUGCAAGAAGAUUGAUGGAGCAGGCUUGCAAUAUUAAAGUACCAACCAAAAAGCUGAAGAAAUAUGAAAAAGAAUAUCAGGCAAUGCGGGAGAAUCAGCUGCAGCAGGAGGACCCACUGGAUAGAUACAAGAGGGAGAACCGAAGAUUACAGGAGGCCAGCAUGAGGUUGGAACAAGAAAAUGAUGACCUUGCCCAUGAACUAGUGACAAGCAAAAUUGCUCUGCGGAAUGACUUGGAUCAGGCAGAAGACAAAGCUGAUGUGUUGAAUAAGGAGCUCCUCUUUACCAAGCAGAGGUUAGUGGAGACUGAGGAAGAGAAGAGGAAGCAAGAGGAGGAGACCGCCCAGCUAAAAGAAGUCUUCAGGAAACAGCUAGAAAAGGCAGAAUAUGAGAUAAAAAAGACGACAGCUAUCAUUGCUGAGUAUAAACAGAUAUGUUCUCAGCUAAGUACCAGGCUGGAGAAACAGCAAGCGGCCAGCAAGGAGGAGCUAGACGCAGUAAAGUGUAAGAUGAUGGCAUGCAAACACUGCAGUGAUAUCUUCAGCAAGGAAGGAGCUUUAAAGCCAGUGGCCAUAAAUAGAGAGGACCAGGGACUUGAAGCAGAUGAUGAAAAGGACUCACUUAAGAAGCAGCUGAGGGAGAUGGAACUGGAACUGGCACAAACUAAACUGCAGCUGGUGGAAGCCAAGUGCAAAAUCCAGGAACUUGAGCAUCAGAGAGGAGCGCUCAUGAAUGAAAUACAAGCUGCAAAAAACUCUUGGUUUAGUAAAACCCUGAACUCUAUCAAAACAGCCACAGGCACUCAGCCACUACAGCCACCACAGGCUCCCCAGCCACCCAAGGAGAGCACAUAGUGCCAGCCUCAGCCAUGCACAAGAGCACAAUGAUCAAAACAUCAGAAACCAAGAAUUUUCCCUGUUGUCCCUUUGAAGAAACUAAAGGGGACCAGAAAGCAAGUUAGGCUCUUUUCAGUAGCUCUGUCUCAUGUAUGACAUUUUUCAGAGGGUUGUUAUUUAAACUGACCUGGUUUAUGUUGAAUAUCUAUUUCCCAGCUUCUUCAUGGAAAACCACAUUCAUCUCCAUCACAUUACACAUCGUUUUAUAUGCCUGAAAUUUAGUUGGAAAUGAGUAAUCUAGAACUAAAUGCUUUUGUUUAGAAUUAAUUAUUCAUAAUAAUUUUUAUCUUAACAUAAAAAUGAAGACAUGUUAUCCCAAGGUUGAAAUGGUAAGAUCUUUGUUGCAGAAGUCUGUUUUUAAAGGGAAACUAAGUCUCUUUAAUGUUCCAGGAUUAUUCCUAUAAAGCACACGUGGGGCUGCACAUCACCGCUGACAGGUUUUACCCUGAAAGUGACUUCCAGAGUACGGUUACUCCUGCCCAGGAAAACAACAGACCAGGGGUUGGCUUGAAAGUUUCCCUCCAACUAUUUUGAGUUGGUUACACUUGGAAAUGGAGGGCCAAUAGCUGUUGAGUAGAUGGGCUACUGGACUCUAAAUGAAUAAAGACUUUAAAUAAAUGUGCAAAAAAAUCAAUUGGCUCUGGUAUUCUAGCAGUUCCAUUUAAAGACUCCACAUGGGGCUUAUUCUCCUGAUGUGCCUAUCACAGAGGUGACUUGUGGCAAAUGUAACCUCAAAGAUGGACAUUCUAAGUUCCUUCUCUGGAGAAAUCUAAACAUGCCCAUGUUCAAGCAUUGGACUUCAGAUGAAACAGUGGUGAGGCAAUGGGUAAUGACAAACGUGUUAAGGCCAACACCCAUGUUCUGUACUUUAUUAAAGGAUGUAAUGUUGCCAAGGAAGUUGAGGAGAUCUUCCCAGCACUUGAGUGCUGGCCAACUUUCUUAACUUAUUCCUUAACUCCCAAAAUGUGUGUCACACCUAGGAAUAAAGAGAACAAGUAUAUUUUUCACAUUUUGGAUUGACUAAACCUUUAUAGAAAUUCUUAACUCAUGGAUUGGAAGGGUAGCUGUUAAAAAAAAUGGUGCAAAUAUUUUUUCAAUUAUAUUUGACAUGUCUGUAUAAAUAGCCCUUGCAAGAAAUUCUUUGAAAAGAACAAAACUAAUUUUUCCAUUUUCUAAGCUACUAUGGAAGUCUCUGGUCCCUUUAUAGCAACCAAACAACUGUCAGUCAUGUACAGUAACAUUUGUUUAUAUUCAUCUUUAGCUUCAUUUUUAUUCAUACUGUUUCCAAAGUAUCUUCAAGUAUGGAGUGCCACCGUGGUUCUCCUCUGUGCCAUAUAUUGUAAUAACCCACUCUGAGAGAGAUCUCUCAACCCCUGCCUUCAUGUUGCUCAUGAUCGAUCCUUCCUCUAAGAUCAUUUCUGAGUUCUAGUAAGUGGAAUUUCUUUAUUCUCUAGAUAUCUGUAUCAUCUACAGGCCAUAAAACUGAUGUUGUUGUUGUUUGUUUGUUUGGUUGGGUUUUUUUUUUGGUUUUUUGAGGCAGGGUUUCUCUGUGUAGC
Messenger RNA from Mus pahari (shrew mouse), 4977 nucleotides. It is a transcript of the gene Rabgap1l, whose product is annotated as RAB GTPase activating protein 1 like. Bases 224 to 3379 code for a protein of 1051 amino acids. The transcript is spliced from 26 exons. NCBI's taxonomy places the organism in Eukaryota, Metazoa, Chordata, Mammalia, Rodentia, Muridae. The record is from RefSeq and is a predicted model, not a curated record.